CUGGAAAACCAAACUCAGCUAUCAGAAUUCCUUCUCCUGGGAUUCUCAGAGGACCCAGCCCUGCAGCCUCUCAUCUUUGCUCUGUUCCUCUCCAUGUACCUGGUCACUGUAUGUGGGAAUCUGCUCAUCAUCCUGGCCAUAUUCUCAGACCCACACCUCCACGUGCCCAUGUACUUCUUCCUUGCUAACCUGUCCUUCUCUGACAUUUGUUUCACUUCUACCACCAUCCCCAAGAUGCUGGUAAACAUCCAGACACAGAGCCAAGCAAUCAGCUAUGCAGGAUGCAUCACACAGAUGUACUUUUUUACAUUCUUCAUAGGAUUAGAAAUUUUACUCCUGACUGUGAUGGCCUAUGACCGGUUUGUGGCCAUCUGUCACCCCCUGCACUACAUGGUCAUCAUGAACCCAUGGCUCUGUGUGCAGCUCACUUUGUUGUGCUGGAUCAUUGAUGUUCUAAAUGCACUUUUGCAGAACUUACUGGUGCUGAGGCUGAGCUUCUGCACACACGUGGAAAUCCCUCACUUCUUCUGUGAGUUGAAUCAGGUGGUCCAACUGGCCUGUUCUGAUACUUUUCUCAAUGACUUCAUAAUGUAUUUUACAACUGUGUUGCUGGGAGGAGGACCCCUGUCUGGGAUCCUCUACUCCUACUUCAAGAUCACCUCCUCCAUCUGUGCCAUCUCAUCAGCUCAGGGCAAGUAUAAAGCCUUUUCCACCUGUCUCUCUCAUCUCUUGACCAUCUCCCUAUUUUUUGGCACAGGACUAGGUGUGUACCUCAGUGCCAGUGCUGCCCCAAGUUCAGCCUCAACUGCAGCAGCCUCGGUGAUGUACACCGUGGUCACCCCCAUGCUGAACCCCUUCAUCUACAGCCUGAGGAACACAGACAUGAAGAGGGCUCUGAAAAGACUGUUGCUCCCUAAAUGA
This is a messenger RNA of Ochotona princeps (American pika), 921 nucleotides long. Its product is annotated as olfactory receptor 7A10-like. The transcript has a single exon. Gene Ontology annotation, biological process: G protein-coupled receptor signaling pathway. Bases 94 to 921 code for a protein of 275 amino acids. Gene Ontology annotation, molecular function: olfactory receptor activity; G protein-coupled receptor activity. Gene Ontology annotation, cellular component: membrane. The record is from RefSeq and is a predicted model, not a curated record. NCBI's taxonomy places the organism in Eukaryota, Metazoa, Chordata, Mammalia, Lagomorpha, Ochotonidae.